Messenger RNA from Nematostella vectensis (starlet sea anemone), 5878 nucleotides. RefSeq names its product ATP-binding cassette sub-family C member 4. The record is from RefSeq and is a predicted model, not a curated record. Gene Ontology annotation, molecular function: ABC-type transporter activity; ATP hydrolysis activity; ATP binding. Bases 401 to 5224 code for a protein of 1607 amino acids. Gene Ontology annotation, cellular component: membrane. Gene Ontology annotation, biological process: transmembrane transport. The transcript has 30 exons. Lineage: Eukaryota; Metazoa; Cnidaria; Anthozoa; Actiniaria; Edwardsiidae.
UUUUUUUGUUGACCUUGUCUUGUUGAUUUCCCUGCUAGCAGAGGCCUCUUUUCUCUGUAUUUCGCUGGGCUUGGAAGAAAAGCUCUGUCCUCCUAGAUUUACAUAAGUUCCUCUGAUCUUCUUAUCUACAACUGCUGCUGUGAAAGCUCCACUCCAGCUAAGAGCACACGUGGGAGAAGAUCAUUCCUACGGGGUUUCUUUACAAAGAAAUCGUCGCUUAAUCCCCAUUGGGCCACACAAACGCGCUCGUGUCUCAAAAGACCAUGCAAUGUGAGACGAUCAAAUUGAGCAAGGUCACGGUUGAAAGGGUAAAACAAAAAGAUUAUUGGACUUUGAGGAGCUGCAAUGCAAGAUAUUAAAACAUAACUAUAAAUUUUAGUUUCUUGAGAUCUCUAUCACUAUGGCCAAAAGUGGUUCAGAUGAUAAGACAGGGAACUGUCAGGCUGAUUCUAAUAAUAUUAUCGGACUUGAAGAUGUCCCCCUGGGUGAUUAUGAUGAUCGCAAUGAUAAUGAUCAUGAUGCUAGUGCUAACACUAACCUUCUCAAGAACUCUCCAUCACCAAUACAAUGGCGGAAUUCAAAAGGGAUUAUUCCAACCCCUAUGAAGGAUGCUUGGUGCUUCUCUAAAUAUGUGUCAUUCUGGUGGAUGAAUAGUUUGUUGGCCCUUGGGAACAAAAGACCCCUAGAAGACAGUGAUUUGUACGGCUUGUUACCAGAAGACAGCACUGAAGUACUAGCCCAUUCCUUGUUCAAUGCUUGGGAUGUAGAAAUCAAGCGUUAUAAGCAGGAAAAGCGGAGACCAAGUCUUGUGAGGGCACUGAUUAAUGCCUUUGGCAAGGGUUAUGCUGCCUUGGGACUAUUUCCUCUAUUUGCGGAUGGUUUAGGAAUCCUUCAACCCAUUCUCCUUGGUUCCCUUGUGACGUAUUUCGUAGAGGACUCGCCUAUCACAAAGAAAGAGGCUUAUCUUUAUGCCGCAGGUGUAGGGCUGUGUGGAUUAUUUAUCCUUCUGUUUAAUGUCCCCUUUGCCUUUAUGAAGAAUGUGUAUGGCAUGAGAGUCAGGGCAGCAUGCACUGCGUUAAUCUAUAAAAAGGUUCUUCAUCUGAGUAGAACUGCUUUAGCUUCAACUACUACUGGUAAUCUCAUCAAUUUGGUUUCAGCAGAUGCUCAGAAGUUUGACUGGACAGCUCCAUUCCUGCAUUACCUUAUACUUGGGCCUCUAGAAGUGGGUGUGGUCGCAGUGUUGUUGUGGUAUCAGAUUGGCCCUGCUGCAUUGGCUGGAGUGGGGCUUCUGGUUUGUCUUGCUCCUAUGCAAGUCAAGAUGGGCAAUGCGUUGAUGUCCCUAAGGAGUAAAGCUAUUCAUUGGAUGGAUGAGCGUGUCAAGAUUAUGAAUGAAAUUAUUGCUGGCAUGAGAGUCAUCAAGAUGUACACUUGGGAGGAUUCAUUUGCCAAACUCAUCAUGCAUCUCAGAAAGAACGAGUUGAAAUGGUUCCUACGGAUGGCAUACAUUCAAGGAGCGUUUGCAUCGUUCUUCUUCAGUUCUGCCGGUCUAAUCUACUUCACUACCUUUCUCGUGUACGUACUGACGGGGGAGGUGUUGACAGCCGCCAAGGUCUUCACCUGUGUCUCGCUAUUCAACUCUGUGCGCAUCGUCUGCGCCUUGUUUUUCCCCUUUGCCAUCACUUUGUUCAAUGAAAGCAGAGUGUCUCUUAAACGCUUUGAGGAAGCGCUUCUCCUGGAUGAAAUGCACUCGGAAGGACUUGUGAAGUCCACGCUCAGACCCAAAGCAGAAGAAUGCGGUGUCUUUGUCAAGAAAGCGAGUGCGACAUGGAAUAAGGAAAUAGCGAUUCCUACGCUGGAUGGCCUGUCUUUUGACGUACCCUCUGGCUGUCUUCUUGGAGUUAUAGGAGCUGUCGGGUCCGGAAAGUCCUCUCUUCUGAAUGCAAUUCUCGGCGAGCUGCCUCUAUCCGAGGGCUCUAUCCGAGUACAGGGCCGUGUGGCAUAUGCUUCCCAGCAGGCCUGGGUCUACAACAGUACAUUACGUCACAACAUCCUCUUUGGCAAGGAAUACGACGAGCACAGAUACAAUGACGUCAUCAAGGCAUGCACGUUAGACAAGGAUUUUGAGCUGCUAAGUGAGGGUGACGAAACACUCGUGGGGGAGAGGGGAGUGUCGCUAAGUGGAGGCCAGAGGGCCAGGAUAAGUCUAGCCAGGGCUGUGUACGCUGAUGGUGAUAUCUAUCUACUGGAUGACCCUCUCAGCGCGGUGGACGCAAAUGUCGGACGACAUCUCUUCCAAGAGUGUAUCUGCACCUACUUGAAGGACAAAGCGCGUAUUUUAGUUACCCAUCAGCUGCAGUUCCUCAAAGACGCGGAUGAGAUCAUGGUACUACAACAGGGCCAAUGCAUCGACAAGGGCACCUAUCAACAGCUCUCAAGGAACGACUCGGGAUUCCUGUCUCUCCUGGCAGAGGAGGUCGAGGAAGAGACUGGUAACGAGAGCGACGGCGACGAUGGAAGCACGAGGUUCGGUCGCCCAGUCAGCAAACAGCUCUCCGUAGAGGAAGUGGUUCGAAAACGAGCUGGCAAUGUUGUGGAUAGCUGCAUGUCAAUCAUGUCGGCUGCUACUACGCUAACAGUUUAUGAGAAUAAGCUGCCCCCCGAGGAGACGAAGCAAGAGGGCGCCGUGAGCCGCCAGACCUACGCCGCCUACCUGCGCUCCUUCCACGACCUGGGCACUGGCGUCUUCCUCAUAUUCCUCUUUGCCAUGUGCCAGGUAAUGUUAAUGUUUGGAGACGUGUGGCUUGCGAAUUGGGCUAACCGUGAGGAGGUUUACUCCAUGACACUGGCGUCUUGGAAUGCGUCGUCUAACACGACGUCUCCGUCCCGUCCUGACCUACAUUACUACCUAAGCGUGUACGCCGCGCUAGUUUUCGGUCUCUUCGUGCUGUGUCUCAUUUGUACCAUGUCGUACUACUGGUUCACGAUAGUAGCCUCGCGGAACCUUCACAACGGCAUGUUCCACAGCCUCAUUCACACCAAUAUGCACUUCUUCGAUAAUAAUUCUAUAGGUCGCAUUCUUAAUAGAUUUUCCAAGGACAUUGGGGUCAUUGAUGACUUCAUGCCGUGGAUGUUGUGUGACGUUCUUCAAAUCGGCUUCUCGUGCCUCGGUAUCAUGUGUCUUGUCGCUGCUAGUAAUCCUGUGUCCAUCGCCAUCGUACUUCCGGUUAUUUGCUUAUUCUUCUACUUCCGGAACUACUUCAUGAAGUCCUCAAGAGAGAUGAAGAGAAUCGAGGGAAUAAAUCGAAGUCCCUUGUUUGGACACUUCUCCACUACACUUCUAGGCAUUGACACGAUCCGUGCAUACGGGGUCGAGGCAACAUUCACAGACCAGUUCAACUCGUUUCAUGACGCGCACUCUCGCGCCUGGUACGCAUACCUCGCUGGGCAAUCAUGGCUGACCUGUAGACUGCAGGCUCUUGGUGUUGUCUUCCUGCUCUUCAUCGUUUUGGGAUUACCAGCUUUAAAAGAUGCCCUAGGUCUAAGUGCUGGUACUGUGGGCCUUAUUUUAUCCUACUCUAUCAUGCUGGCCAAGCUGUUUGAGCCUUUUGUUGAGGAAAGUGCUGAAGUGGAGAAUAUAAUGACGUCAGUUGAGCGAGUUGUCGAAUACACCAGCCUCCCCCCCGAGGGGGAGAAAGUGACGGAUGUGAUACCGCCCCCUGAUUGGCCAGAUAAGGGGAAGAUCACGUUUGACAACAUGUCAUUCUCGUACCACCAGUCACUGCCGGAAGUGCUGCACAACGUCACGUGUGUCAUUAAACCUAGUGAAAAGGUUGGAGUUGUGGGCCGCACUGGGGCAGGCAAAUCCUCGCUACUGUCCACUCUUUUCCGUUUGGCCGAGCCCAAGGGUUUGAUUGACAUCGAUGGCAUCAACAUCAGGAAGUUGGGUUUGAAGGACCUCCGUAGUAAGCUGUCAAUCAUUCCUCAGGACCCAGUGCUCUUCAGCGGUACUAUGCGCAAGAAUUUGGAUCCGUUCAGUGAGCAUCCUGACUCGGGGCUGUGGAAGGUCCUUGACGAGGUCCAGCUGAAGCAGCCGGUUGAGGAUCUGCCAGGAAAACUAGACGAGGAACUCGCUGAGGCUGGCUCAAACUUCAGCGUGGGUCAGCGCCAACUCGUCUGCUUAGCACGCGCAAUACUCCGACACAGCCGAAUUUUGGUAAUCGACGAAGCGACGGCGAAUGUGGACCCACGAACCGACGCCCUUAUUCAGGAGACCAUCCGGGACAAGUUCCAGGACUGCACGGUACUCACGAUUGCUCAUCGUCUCCACACUAUCAUGGACUCGGAUCGCGUCAUGGUCCUAGAUGCCGGGCGACUAGUAGAGUUCGACGCUCCCUAUAAGCUCCUCAAGAAACGUAACACGAUAUUCUCUGGACUCGUAGAGCAGACAGGCGGCACCGAAGCGAAGAGACUAUUCGACAUUGCUCAACAGACCUUUUACAAGCAGAUGGAGGCCUUGAAAGAGGAGAGUGAGGGACGAUCUAGUGACGAUGAAGCGAAAGUCAAGAGCGAAGAUUCCAAGGAAAGCAAUGAUGUCGAAUGCGAAGAUUCCAAGGAAAGCAAUGAUGUCGAAUGCGAAGAUUCCAAGGAAAGCAAUGAUGUCGAAUGCAAAGAUUCCAAGGAAAGCAAUGAUGAUGUUGAAUGCGAAGAUUCCGAAAAAGGCAGAGGAGAUUCCGAGGAAAGUUAUAAUGCCCAAGGCGGAUUUUUCACUCAAACCAGCGAUGGAAAGCAUGACUCCAAACAACGUGGCGUCUGCAAUGAGGACUCUAAUAAAGAUAACGUCGAUACUUAUUCCAAGAAAAUUGGAUGCGGUGUUGAUAAUUCCAAGAAAAUUGAUGAUUCUGAGAAAGGUGAAGCUAAAGAAGAUGAUGGAGUCCCUGCUGAUGAAGCAGUACCACAACAAGGACAAGUAAGCGAGGAGUGUUAUAAGGGUGUUGUUGAUGAUGAUGAUGAUGAUGAUGAUGAUGAUAAUGAUGAUGAUGAUGAGAACGAUGUUAGAAAAACACUCUUGGGAUCGGAGACAGCUGAUGAAAAUAGAGGAGAAUCUGUUUAUUCAUUUCAUGAUGCUGAUGAUGAAAUUGGUGAUGUCGAUGAUGCUAGAGAUGUUUUAAUAAAAUCUGGUCAUAAACUGUCACAACCAGGGAAAAUGGAUGAUGCCAAUAUAUAGGUUUUAAGGAUAACAAAUUUAGUCAUGAAAAUUGAAUCAAUUUUGUCGCUAAUGAUGAUUAGUGUAAUUUAUUUAUAAUUCAAAAUUGCAAAAAUAAUGUCAGCAAACGAUAUUAAAGACAGUUUUAAUUUAUUUAUAGCUUUUCAUUUAUACAUUAAUUUAUAGAGUAUCCCAUCGGAUGAGGCCGAAUUCGUUAGUUCAUUUUCGAAUGACGUCUCGAAGUGUUUUACACUAGAUUAUUUCAAGUACACGCUCUACUCCAGUUAUUUUUCUUAGAAUAUUGUACCGAGUUAUUGAAAAAUAGACGAGAAUAAGGAUAUAUGGAUCCUUUUAGCGAGACAGUAUAUGAUACACAUCUAUUUCAAUAAAUAUUGUCAGUGUUAGCGGCAAAUAGCGAUUGGCAAAUGGCUAUUCCACAACCAUGGGCUCUCAUAUUUGAACCAACUGCAGGAAAAUAUGGAGUAAUCAUACAAUAAUCAAUUUAAGGCUAUUGAUGUUUUUAGUUCUGGUAUCGCUGGAGUCCAAUUUUCAUUUAUAAACAGCUUUCAGUCUUUGAGCUGCCAUAUGCCAUUCGCCGUUUGCACUUUAUUUUAAAACUGAUAUUUUUUAAUUAGGUGUAUUUAGAUCGCUGGUUAUUGAACAAUUGUAAUUCUU